Pelmatolapia mariae (spotted tilapia) is the source of this 1902-nucleotide messenger RNA. RefSeq names its product bolA family member 1 (gene bola1). The transcript is spliced from 2 exons. The coding region runs from base 83 to 535 and encodes 150 amino acids. Gene Ontology annotation, cellular component: mitochondrion. Lineage: Eukaryota; Metazoa; Chordata; Actinopteri; Cichliformes; Cichlidae. The record is from RefSeq and is a predicted model, not a curated record.
UCUAAAGCCAAGAAGAACAACGAGAUCGACAGCAGCAGCACUGACCAUACUUUGCUGGAAGUUGGUCGACUGCUACAGCUUGAUGCUUCCCAGUGUCCUCCGCUGUGCUCGGCCCGUAUCUUCCCAUCCUGCUUUAACCCGUCCCUUUGCCCACUUCAGACCACAUAUGGACCCAGACCCCAGCCGGCCCGUUCAAAGGGCUAUCACAACCAAACUGACCGACGCGCUGAAGCCAGACCACUUAGAAGUCCACAAUGAAAGUCACAUGCACGCUGUGCCCCCCGGUUCGGAAUCCCAUUUCCGUGUCCUUGUUGUCAGCUCCAAAUUUGAGGGCCUGCCACUGAUUCAGCGUCACCGUCUGGUUAAUGAAGCUUUGAAGGAGGAGUUAAGUAGCUGUGUUCAUGCACUGGCGAUCCAAGCAAAGACUCCUGAGCAGUGGCAAAGUAACCCUACCGUGGCUAAGAGUCCGCCCUGCAUGGGAGGUUCGAAAGGUGAUCACACAGUGGAGGAGAAGUUAAAGGCUGGGCGAGAAUGAAGUGUUGGACUGUGAAGUAGUUUCACUCAUGCUGAGGGACUGAAAUGUGAAGACUACAGGAAAAUACUUGACAAGUAUAAAGAGCAGCAUUUCCUCUUUUAUUUGGAGAUCAUUUUGUUGUGGUCUCAUAUCUAAAUCUUUUCUUUAAUUCAUUAAUAAUACAAAAUUUGGUUUGAAUGGUUCUGUUGUUAUAAAACUGCACACAGAUGGUCACAGGUGUUUUUAUCAUCCAGGUGCUUCAUGAAUACAAUACAGGGAUGCACUCUUCUUCUGUAAGCUACUGUAUGGUUUUAUUUUUGUUUGAUUUGUGCUCAUAGCGUUUAGUGAUUUUUAGAGUCAGUAGAAAUCUAAAUUUCAGGAAAGCCCCUGUUUGCCUAUAUACUUGCAUUUACUUAGUCACCUCUUAGAAUAAAGCAAUGCUUGCAUUUCUGUGCGUGACAAUAAAAAGUGAUAUUACAGUACCAUUUGUGAGACUUGAUAAUUAAAAGUUUGAAUGAAGUUAUGCGAGUAGGUAGAAUAUUUAUUAACAUUUUAGUAUUGUACUGCAUGUGAAAUUACCCCUGAGUGUUGGGGAUAAUACUUGAGUGCAGUUUAGUGUUUCUUACUACUAAGUUUGAAGAAACAGGUCCUCUGUGUUUGCUCAACCAUUAAGUUACAGUUUUCCAGAGUAGUAUACUACAAAGUGGGCACAAAAAGGCAUAUUUUCUUUGUAUUGGAAGGCUCAACAUCUGAAACCCCAGUAAGAGAUGGGGUAAAGUCAGGGUUGUCUGUGCACCUUCAAGCAAACUGUAGCCAUAUCAGGUGCUUCUCAGGUCAAGCAGUUCUGGCAGGAUGAACUGUGAAGUGUUUGGGGCUAUACUCCCUGCUCAGAUUCAGCAAAAUGCUGCAAAACCAGUUGGAUAGAGCUUCACUGUGCAACUGUAUAAUGAAGCAAACUGCAAAAGCAAACCAAGAAUUACUUAAGGCAAAUAUGGGAUCUCUGCCCAUCAGAACAUGUUUUCAGUUAUUAAAUGCAAAACUGAAUGCAGAAAGGUUGUUCGUCCAAGUAUUAAACGCAACCAAGUGUUUCAAACAUAUGUACAUUUUAGCCUCUGAAAAUUGGGGCCUGUGUGUAAAACUGUCUGCAAUUCUAAAAUAGUUGGUUCAAUACUUUUGUUAAAGCUCUUUAAUUAAACCUGAAAGUCUGCAGUUCAGUUACAGAAGAGAAGAAGUUAUUGUCUAAAUACUGUGGACAUAAAACUAACUCAUGAGAUGCUGCUGGUGUUUAGGGAGAUGAUGGCAGUGUUGCCGUUUCAACACUAGAGGGCAGUAUGUGUGAACAAAUCUGAUCAUUUGAGUGGCUAAAUAAAAACAAAACAAAACGCUGA